AUGGCAGAUUAUACCAAUCUCCAGGAAAGAGCAUCGGUUCCAUGGAGUAAAAGAACAUGGAAUCCACUUAAUAAAAGAGCAUGGGUUCCACUAAGUAAAAGAGCAUGGGUUCCACUAAGUAAAAGAGCAUGGGUUCCACUAAGUAAAAGAGCAUGGGUUCCACUUAGUAAAAGAGCAUGGGUCCCACUUGGUAAAAGAGCAUGGAAUCCACUUAGUAAAAGAGCAUGGGUUCCACUGAGUAAAAGAGCAUGGAUUCAACUGAGUAAAAGAGCAUGGAUUCAACUGAGUAAAAGAGCAUGGGUUCAACUGAGUAAAAGAGCAUGGGUUCCACUGAGUAAAAGAGCAUGGGUUCCACUGAGUAAAAGAGCAUGGAUUCAACUGAGUAAAAGAGCAUGGGUUCCACUGAGUAAAAGAGCAUGGGUUCCACUGAGUAAAAGAGCAUGGGUUCCACUGAGUAAAAGAGCAUGGGUUCCAGAGUGA
This is a messenger RNA of Ylistrum balloti, 480 nucleotides long. RefSeq lists its product as uncharacterized. Bases 1 to 480 code for a protein of 159 amino acids. The transcript has a single exon. Lineage: Eukaryota; Metazoa; Mollusca; Bivalvia; Pectinida; Pectinidae. The record is from RefSeq and is a predicted model, not a curated record.